Molecule: messenger RNA, 1248 nt
Organism: Fonsecaea multimorphosa CBS 102226
Lineage: Eukaryota; Fungi; Ascomycota; Eurotiomycetes; Chaetothyriales; Herpotrichiellaceae
Exons: 2
Coding region: 1-1248 (415 amino acids)
Source: RefSeq, a predicted model, not a curated record
AUGGCUUCUCCAUUUGAAGCGGAGCUCGUCAUUGUCGACCCGGACGGCGACCUGGUUUUGAAAGUUGGCAGUGAUCGCAGUAUGUCGGAGGAAGACGAAACCGACUCUCAAAACGGCAACCACAAGUCAAGGAACAGCAAUGACGACUCAGGGAGCAGUAAUGACGACUCAGACACGGCUCUGCAGGAUAUCAAGAAGAACGAGCAACCAAAGACCAUACGAAUUCGUGUUUCUGGCAAGUUCAUGACCAUGUGUUCUCCGGUAUUCAAAGCUAUGUUGGACGGGUCUUUCCGUGAAGGUCAGCUUACACUAAGCGCCGUCGAGCCACCGAUCCUGGAGCUGCCGGAGGACGAGCCAAUGACCAUGGUGGAAUUGUGCAGGAUCCUUCACCACAAAUGGGACGCCGCUCUGGGAGCAUUCCCUUCGUGCGCCUUGCCGAUAGCGAUUGCGGCGGACAAAUACGGCUGCACUGCGAUCAUAAGAUCAUGGUUCCAUCAUCGCUUCUAUCAAGAAAAGGACAAACCAAGGGUGCUUUCGACCUCCAAAAAUGACCUUGCUCAAUUCAUCAGCAUAGCAUAUAUCUUGGAUGAUGCUGGAGCAUUUAAUUCCUUCUCCCGUCAGGCAUACCUGAGAUGGCGCACAAAGGAUGGGGAAAACGAGGAGUUCAUUUCUGAGCUCCAGCGCAACCAUCUUCCAUCAAAAGUUCAUCACGUUCUGGAACGAAUGGCCGAAGCUCAACUUGAAGAGCUAAGCAGGAUCAGUUCCGAAGCGCUCGUUCACCUUUGCGAGGACAGUGGGCUAAAAACUAGUUUCGUCAUUUCCACAUUGACCCGAAAGGUAGAAGUACCGCAGGUGUAUGAUGUGCAAGCAUACAGAGUGGCACAGUACCUCAAAGCAUUAUCUGAUCUCGAUCUUUGGCCAUACGGUCUCGAUAGCGGAUCUUUGUCUCUGGAAGAAGCCAUUUGCAUGGUCCGGCAGCUUGCCAAGCAACAGAAGCCUAACGAUAACACGCUCUGUUUUGAGGACGAAUGUGCUUGUUGUGGAUUGUCUUGGAGUGGGACGAUCGAGAACGAGGUCAACCUCUUCCAAGAUGAGCUGCACGGACUAUGUCUCACCUGUUUGAAGCGCAAGGACCUCUCAACAUCAAAACUGAUCCAAAAAUGCAAAGAGCAUAAUUAUGUUUCCAGCCAAUACUGGUAUGUGGAUUCGGGCCGGGACACGCGAGACUAUCAGACACUGGUGGACUAA